Messenger RNA from Rhodotorula toruloides NP11, 1782 nucleotides. RefSeq names its product D-lactate dehydrogenase. Lineage: Eukaryota; Fungi; Basidiomycota; Microbotryomycetes; Sporidiobolales; Sporidiobolaceae. Bases 1 to 1782 code for a protein of 593 amino acids. Gene Ontology annotation, cellular component: mitochondrion. Gene Ontology annotation, molecular function: D-lactate dehydrogenase (NAD+) activity; FAD binding; D-lactate dehydrogenase (cytochrome) activity. The record is from RefSeq and is a predicted model, not a curated record. Gene Ontology annotation, biological process: lactate catabolic process. The transcript has 14 exons.
AUGCUUACGAAGACUGCAAGCCCGCUGCUGCGCUCCCUUCCUCACGCCGUGCCUCGACGAGCCUUCGCUUCUCGCCCCCACCCGCUCGAGCGACGACCAACUCCCAGCGGGCCUGUCGCAGCAAACCCAUCCCGUCCAGCACCCAAGCGACCCGUUCAGCGAUUCAGCGCGCUCAGCUUGAUCCUGCUCUCGACCCUCGUCGGCAGCUCGACCUAUGCGAUCGGAAGGUUGACAGGCGUGAACGGGGCGGAAGAGGCGCAGGCGGAAAAGGUCUACCGGGAACCGACUGCAGAGGGCUUCGAGAAGGCGAUGAGCGAGAUCAAGGGCUGGCUCCCGGAGGACUGUCUCGCGACGGACCGGGAUACGCUCGUCGACCACGGCUACAACGAAUGGGCCGCACACGGACCGACUGGCUUGCCGGGCGCGGUGCUGUACCCUCGCUCAACGGAGGACGUCGUCCAAAUCGUCAAGACCGCCUCGAAGCACGGCAUUCCCUUGAUCCCCUACUGCGCGGGCACUUCACUCGAAGGCCACACCACCGCCCUUGGCUACGCGAACAACCCUUCCGAGAAGUCUGCGCGGGAGAAGCUCGCUCGCGACGGCCACGUCUCGGUCGACGACCUCGUACCAGGCCUCGCGCUCGUCCUCGACUUCUCAGAGAACAUGAACAACAUCUUGGCAAUUCAUCCGGAGGACCUGGACGCGGUCGUUCAGCCUGGCAUCUCGUACGACGCCCUGAACGCCGAGUUGCGGGAACGGAACAUCCCGCUCUUCUUCCCCGUCGAUCCUGCGCCCGGCGCGCAGAUUGGCGGCAUGAUCGGCACGGGCGCAAGCGGGACCAAUGCAGUGCGGUACGGUACCAUGCGCGAUAACGUCCUCAACUUGACGGUGGUAUUGCCGAGCGGAGAGGUGAUCAAGACGAGGCAGCGAGCAAAGAAGUCGUCGGUCGGACCCGACCUGAGUCGUCUGUUCAUCGGCGCUGAAGGAACACUCGGAAUCGUCACCGAAGCAACUCUCAAGCUCUCCCCCGCGCUUCCCACCACAGUCGCGGUCUCCUCCUUCCCAACGAUCGCCUCCGCCGCCGCCGCAGCGCGCGACCUCGUCCAAAACGGCAUCUCGCUCGCUUGUAUCGAGUUGUUGGACGACGUGAUGGUUGAUGCGACGAACAGGGAGAGCAAGGUUAGGCAGUGGCCGGUCAAGCCGAGUUUAUUCCUGAAGUUCAGCGGCACGCCGGAACAGAUGAAGCUCGACAUUGAGCGAACUCGCAAGAUCACCUCCUCGAACCACGGUUCCAACUUCACUUUCGCCCGCACAGACAAAGAAGCCGACGAGAUCUGGCACUCGCGCAAGAUUGCGCUGUGGAGCGCGAUCGAGUAUGUCAAGGGCGCCAAGUGCUGGGUGACGGAUGUUUGUGUCCCGCUGUCCAGGUUCCCCGAGUUGAUCGCUGAGACGAAGGCCGACAUCGAGAAGGAAGGGAUCAAAGGCCCGAUCGUCAGCCACGCAGGCGACGGCAACUUCCACGCCCUCCUCCUCUUCCGCACGGACGAAGAGCUGAAGAAGGUUGAAAGGUUGGUGCAUAACAUGGUUGAGCGGGCGCAGCGGAUGGACGGGACUGCGACGGGCGAACAUGGAGUCGGGAUCGGCAAGAAGCCUUACGUCGAGAACGAGCUGGGCGCGGGCACGGUCGAGCUCUUGCGCGAGAUCAAGCGCGUCAUGGACCCGCAGAACAUCAUGAACCCGGGCAAGCUGAUACCCGACCGCAAGGACUCUGCCGCGCAUUGA